AUGUUGGAGGACGGACUGGUCGAUGAAGCUCAGCAGCAGCCUGGAGGAAUCAUGGUGCAGCAGGCGCCGAUGGUGAAAAUUGAACCGGGAACCGGGAGUAAGCAGACUAGGAGUCGAAAACCUACGGGUAAGGGCAGUGUGCGUGUGUGCCCAACCUGCCGCAAGAGACACUCGGGACAGUGUCGACAAUUGAUGGGUACUUGUUUUACUUGCGGUGAGAAGGGUCACAUGGCUAGUAACUGUCCGAGGAAAGGAAGCGACACACGAGUGUGCUACCAAUGUGGACAGGUGGGUCACACUCGGCCAGACUGUCCGCAGUUGGGAACGCAAGGGCAGAAACGGGCCAGCAAGGUGCUGUCGUUGCCACCACCGCCGAAACGGCCAGCGAUUAUGCCUAGGGUGUAUUCGAUCGCGGACGGGCAGGUGGAAGCGAGCACUUCACGGUAG
Camelina sativa (false flax) is the source of this 447-nucleotide messenger RNA. NCBI's taxonomy places the organism in Eukaryota, Viridiplantae, Streptophyta, Magnoliopsida, Brassicales, Brassicaceae. The record is from RefSeq and is a predicted model, not a curated record.